Messenger RNA from Styela clava, 9837 nucleotides. The record is from RefSeq and is a predicted model, not a curated record. NCBI's taxonomy places the organism in Eukaryota, Metazoa, Chordata, Ascidiacea, Stolidobranchia, Styelidae.
ACUAAAGUAAUACAAUUAUCAGGAAGAGAUUAUUCAUUUUCCUAGUGUAAGUGUUUACCUGAAUAAGAUUUUCACAGUCCUAGUUGUCAUUAUGCAGUUGUCACUGUGUUGAGCACAGAAGAAAUUUUUCUCAUGGAGAAAAAGAAUGAAAAACUAUUCCAUUGUGUCAAAAUCAUCAUUUCUCAUGCUGUUGACAACGAUGGAGAUUUGAUAAAAAAUUUUGCAAGUUGUUUGGCAACUAAUGCUGUAAUAUCAAAAUCACAAAAGAAAAAGAUAUUUGAUGAUGUUCAAGAUGGAUUUUUGAAAGAUGCAGCCGGAAAAUUGUCGGAUUGUAUGCUUCGCCACUCUGAUAUAUGGAAUAUCAAUCUGACUGCUGCUCUUUGUGAUGAGAAGUGUCCUGAUAUUCCUGGCCAUAGUUUGUUGCUACAUUUGUUGAGUGAUGAUGACAUUUUGGACAAGUUACAUUUUCUCAUUAUCUCCUGGGACCAUUUAAUAAAUUUAAAAACAGAAUGCAUGCAAUUGAUGAAACUGACAUGGCCUUCAGAAGAGACGUCAGUCUUUUGUGAUGACUGGCCAUUAAAAUUCAUCUCAAAAUGCAGAGAAGAUUUUGAUAAAGAAAAAGUUGCAGAAUUCGUUACUAAUUUUAAAUCACUGAUGCACGAAAAAGGAGUUUCAGAAGAAGACAAAAGCAGGAAAGCUAGCUCAAGCAAACCAACCUCCAAACAUACAGACAGAGGUGAUGAAUCAAGUCAAAAUGAUGGAAUGCCUCCUAAAAGACAGAAAUAUGAUGAAGACGAUAAAACUUCUUUAUACAGCAAAGAAAAUGAUACCUCUAAAGGUGACUCUCAUGCUGGUACCAAGGAAAAACCAGUUACCGAGACAGCAGAGAAACUCAAAGACAUGGGUCUAUCAGAUUCCUCAAAAAAAGCACAGCCCAGGAAAGUUGUCGAUGUAAGAAAUGGAACUGACAAGAUGGAAGUUGAUGAAAAUCAAAAUGUUGGUAAACCCAAACAAGAAAGCAAAGAUGAUAAAAAAGAAGCUUCUGGUACAUCCAGUAAUUCAUCGAAAGGAGAAGUUGGAAAAGUGAAAGAAGUUGUUGGAGGAGCGAAAGAAGUUUUGAAACAGAAAGAUGAAGAAGAACUCAAAAGUCUCUCGUCCAAUGCUGAUGCAGAAGAAAUUGAGUUCCGAGUUGUGUUGGCUGAAAAUAAUGUAAUACCUGCUACUUAUGAAUUAUGGAUUCAUACUAAUUUAUAUGGUGAAUGGACAGGAAUUAAAAUGGAAUGGCAUUCAAAGAGAAAAUUUUUCUUUCGGAAUUUGCCAUUCUUGAAGAACAGAACGAUUGUUGAAUAUAAAUAUGCUAUGCGUUCUUUUGAAAAGAAUUCAGUUCGUUGGGAAGAAUUUAACCAUGUUGGCACAAUGACUUCUAAUCGGAUUAUUCAUGAUAUCAACUCUCGUUCAAUUUGCCAUGAUGUUGUUUCAUUUAUCAAAGAUUAUAAUUCCAAAUCAUGGUUUCAGUUAAACCAAGAAGCUGUGAUACAGCAUUUACCUGGAGCUGAAUUUUUAACAUUGAGAUGUGAAUCGGAUGAAGACAGGCCGUGUUCUUUUGGAAGAGAAGCUUUUUCCUGGAUGCAUACUAUAAGAAAAGCUUGGAAUAUAACUCACAGUUAUGUGUAUUAUAGACGGCCAUCUAUGGAGGCAAUUGAACAAGGUAUACUCGACUGGCUCUGGAAAAAUUCUUUAUUGCUUAAGAAGAAAAACAAACACGACACCAUGAGAGUUGUUUUGUCAACUUUAGCACUCACGAUGGCCUUGCACCAUGAAGAGAUAAUGCUAUAUAAUGAAAAUCUACUCUCUGAAAUUUUCAAACUGCUAAGUAUUCACACACUGUCUGAAGAUGACCAAAAAUUACUUUACAAGGAGAUUUUUGCAGAAUGCCAAUCUUAUGAUGAAAAAUCUCUUCCAAUUGUGCAAGAUUCUAUUAUUUCACUGUAUCGAAGGUUGUUUGACUUACAAGGACCUGAGUUUAUUCUAUCUCUUCCACUAUAUUGGCUAAUUGCGGAUCAAGGUGAAAUAGAUAAAAGUGCUGUAAAAUUAAAAAAAGAUCAAGGCCAACUUCUACACAAAAGAAGUGGUUUACCACCUGCAAACAAUCUUGCUUGGUCCACUGUACGACAAAGAUGUUCACGGGAAACAAUACAGAGAGACUUGGUGAAGCUUUCUAAAGAUAUAUAUGAAAUAUAUCAAGUUCAUCCAUGGAUUGUUGGUGCUUUUCAUUACAUGCUGAGAGAAAGGACAAUUGUUGAAUUGAUUUCUACUCGAGAUAUAAAUAUGAUUGGGGAUAAAUUUGCGUUGGAUUCUGUGUUUUUUCAUCUACUUAAUGCUUGCAAACCUUCUCGAUAUACAGGGGAAUUGGAACUUUCAGAAGUCGCAAAUUUAAGCGAUUUCUUUGUCUGCACAUUUCAAAACUUACUGGAACAAGCAAAAGCACCAGUUGACGAAAUAUCUGAUUCUGCACAGGACAGUGGUGUGAAAAGACUGAGAAUGGGUCUUCCUGUGAAUGUUUUGGCAAGUUUUCAUGCCUUUUUCAAAGAUGAAGCCUACAGCACCUUAGAUUAUAGACAAACAGAAUCUAGAAACAAUGAUGUUUUGUGGUGUUUAAGCAUGACUCGUUAUGCAGCUGAGCUGAUGCAAACACUGAAAGGAAAAUCUUCAGACAAGGUUGAGUUGGAAAGGUAUGAAAAAGGUUGUUUAUACUUGGAUGAUAUCCUAACAUCAAUAACGACAAGAAUACAUAAAGGCAGAAUCAAUGAAGAACAAAUCGGUUACUGGAAUGGACUAGUCAUAAUAAAAUGGCACAAUUCAGAAUUUCAAGACAAAUGGAUGCAAACAAUGAAACGUGAGAUGCAACAUAAAAUAAGAAAGACUUGGAAAGACAAGGAUGAGGAUUUCUUAAAUUUUUAUGCCAUAACGCUUGAAAAUUUCAAUCUGGAGGAAGCUGUAGAAGUUUGUUUCAGUGAAAAAGCUUUCCAAUGCACUGAGUUAUUGUUAUCGAAAUAUGCACCUGCCAAUAAAAAGGGAAAGGAUAGAGGCUUUACUUCAAUGGCAACUUCAACCAUUCGAAAUAUAUAUUCUCGAUUCAGCACACCAAGAUUUAUUCAAAUCUUUGACAAACUUUUUAAUAGAGAAUUAAAUAAAGCUCAUUCCCCAAGGAUAUCUUUUGAUAUGCAAGUUCUUCAAUUCAUGUUUACAUGGGCAUUUGCAUCUCAAUUUUUUCGUCUUUUUCAUGGUAAAGAAACUUUGUCUAAAUUUUCUCAUGAAACAAAAGAAAAGAUCAUGCAUGUUACUGAAUCAUUUAAGUCCAUUAUUGAUUCAUUGAAGUCUGGGGACAUUCUCGUUAAACAACUGAAAUUGAUUCUUCAGAACAGAGAGAAAUUUUUAGAAUUGAAUAAUGCAAUUCAAUUUCAUGAAGAGAGUUCUGUUGACAAAAUGGAUAAUUAUUUGACUCAUCUGAUUGAUCAACAAGAAACUCAGUUAAAAGCGUUCGAAACUGCACAAGAUCACGUCAGAGGAUUCAUUUCUGCUUGUUCAAAGCUAGAUGAAGGUGGGGAACUAAGAGCAAAUGUGACUGAACUACGACAAAAACUGAGCAAAAAUUUCGAUGAAGAAACAUUAUCAAGUAUAUCAUCUGAUUCACUUAAUCAAACUGGAAACAAACAAGCAACUUCUUUCUUCAAUCUAACAACUUCUGUUUUGAAACAGUUUCAGAUCAUCGACUUUAUCAAGGAUAGCAAAGUUUUCCAUGAAAUCUGGCAUCAGAGUGCUGUCGAGGCUAAGAGUUAUAGCACAGACUCAAAUUUUGAUCUGGGUGACUCUGGAUUGUGGAUUGUAAAAUGGACGCAAGUAUUAGAUGAAAUAUGGAAACCGACCAGAAAUGACUUAUCAACAUUGGUGCAGGAUAUGGAUUCAGGCUCUUUGUCAAUGGAAACAGCAAGCGAAUGGUUUCGACGUUGUGAUGGAGAACCUGAUGAAAUUAAGAAUGAAAUCAAGACUUUAUAUGAUUAUUAUGAGUUAGUUUCCAAGAAAGAAGAAAAACCUGAAGAGCCACCAAAAACGCAAGAAGAAUCACCUAUGCACGUUGAAGAAGAACCCAAAACAAGCGAGGAAGAAAAGAUGUCUGAUGAUGGAGACGAAAACAAAUCUGAAAGCGAUUCCGAUUCUGAUAACGAUUCAUGGAAAAGUGAAAGCGAAAAAAGUUCAGAAGUAGAAAGUGAAAUUGAUUUAUCAGAUGUGGAAAGUGAACAGGAUGACAGUGAUGCUGCUUCAGAAUCAGAAGAAGAAGUCCAAUAUUCUGAUGUUGGAUAUAUGGAACUUCGAACUCGUCAGAUGUGUAAUUAUUUUCAACUUGAAAAAGCAAAAGAAACUAUUGACGUUUUACUUCAUUUGAAAACGGAAUUGAAGCUCAACGGUGACUUUUCUGCUAUUGAAAAGCAAAAGACAAGUCUCGAAAACAAAACAGCAACAUUGGAAGAACUGGCUGAUGAACAAGAAAUACCAUUUGUUUGCCAAAUUCCGAAAUCAGAUGUUGAUGUACUCAGAAAUUUCAUUAAAGAAAAGGAACUCAUUACCUGGCUGAAAGAAAAGAUGAAUGAUAUAAGCGAAGUAAAAGUAAUGUGUGAUCUUGCAAUGAUAUCGGCUGGUGAAACUCCAUAUGAAGUUGACAUUGUUUCCUGUUUAUUGAGUGCUGUUAUGGGCUUUGCUCCAUUGAUAUUUGAACUUGAUGAAGAAGCUGGAUUGAACGUUUUAUUGGAUAAAUGUAGAGCUGUUUGGAAGAAUAGAAAUGGGGAUGCUAAACUGAUGGACAAAUGGAAAGAUACUGGGAGUCAGCUAGCUUGGUUUCAAGGAAUUGAAAACUUCCACGGAUCAGUUGAGAAACAAUCUUUGACGUUUGCUCAAGAUAUUAACAAACGUGGAAUAUAUACAAUACGUAGAUUGAAUGCAAAAGAAUCACCAUCAGUGAAAAAUUGUAUCAAUCUCAUCUUACCUGAUAAAACUGACAGAGAUAAAAAAGACGUUUUCCAGCUUGAAGCUCUUUGUGAUUUACAAUCCAAAUUAAUGUUGAUUGCUGGAGAAGCUGAGAUGGGACAAACUGACGUCACACAAUUUGUUGAAGUAUUAACUGCAGUACAGACACUUGCUGGUACUUACGUCAAGUUGGUUUCAUCUGGCUGUAUGCUGUUCAACAAUUGGUCGGCAGUUAUAACAUGUAAUGAUGUGACAAGCAAUACAAACAACCUUCUAAUUCAAGUUAAAUUCGCUGAUGAUGCUCAACCACUCAGUGGUACAGGAUCACUCAUAGAUUUGAGCAAGCUGUCAAAUAUUUUGAAUGAAUCACUUGAAAGGUGGAACCAUCACAUCAAUGCAAAGAGAAUGGAACAUUAUUUUCUAAACGAAUUCAAUAUUCAACAAAUUAUCUACCUUUGCCAUGAACUUGCUCUUUGCAGAAUUAAUCGCACUCUUCCCGAUCAGGUAUCUACACUAUUAUCCAGUGUUGCGACUGGUUUGUCAAUAAAAAAGGUUUGCGAAUUGCUUGACGAAGCAACAAAAAUUCGAGAUGAUGAAGUAACUAGUCAACAAGAAAAUCAAGAAGAAAAUAUGGAAACGGAAGAAAACGAAAACGCCAACCCUGAAUCAGAAGCAAAAAAGAAAGCGGUGAAUUUAUUGCUUCGAGAUGAAUCUAUAUCAGAAAAUGUCGCAAAAGCAGCAGUAGAAGCAGUCGGAUAUGAAGAUCUGGAAGGAUGUGGUAACUGGAUGCUAUUACAUGAAUAUGAUGAUAAACUGAUCGAAAAGUUAUGUGAGGAAUACGACAAGCAGAAAUCAUCUGAUGCCGGGGCAUCAGCUCCAAAAAUAGAUGUGAUCGAAGAAAAAAAUCGUGCUGUUCGAAAACUAGUUGACGAAGACCAGUUGGAGGAGAUUAUUGCAAAGGCAGCUGUGGAAGCUGAAGGUUAUGAAGAUAUUACUAAUUGCUUGAACUGGGCUUUGUUGAACACAUUUGAAGGCGACAUGAUCAAAGAACUUUCUGAUAAAUUUGAUCAAAGUGCAGGAUUCACUCAUCAGGAGAAACAGACUCGAGUGAUAACUUCAGUUCUUUAUAAUCGAUCUGAAAAUACUUUGAAAGAUGUCAUUGAUAGAUUGCAAGAACAAAUACAUGACGACGUUGGUCGAUUGUCAAAUGCAUUGAUUGAUUCUAUCAAUACUAUUUGUACGGGAUAUCAUGACGAGACUAGAGUCAUUACUCUACAAGACUCUCUCAGCAUCGAACAUUUUGGAAGAUUUCUGCGAUAUUUACAUGAUGGAGCAAGUCAAUUUUUGGUUCACAGAGAAUUAAUGCAACCCCUGCACAAAGGAAGACCAAAUCUUAUUGUCUGUCCGGAACAUGAAAUUCUUCCUACAACAUUGUCAUUGUAUAUGUAUAAUAAAGAGCAGCCGUUACCAACAAGAUCUGAAGUUCUUUUGUGUUCAGAAUACACAACGGCAGACGAUGUCGAGCGCUUUAUGAGAAGAGCAAUGUGCCAUUGCGAAAAUAUUGGACAACUACUUUUCAUUCUUGCAUUUGCUGACAAGUUGAGUUUCAAUGUAUCGGCAUCAACAGAGAAAAUCUUCAAUCAACUUUCUCAGGACGUGAGAACAAAUCAAAAUUACCAACUUGUCAUAUUAUUGACUAAACAGCAGCAUUACUUGACAACUUGCUUCGAUAAGUACUUGGUGGAAAGGAAAUGGAUCAGUGCAAGUGCUGAUAUUUCUUUGUAUCUUGAACAUCAUUUGAAAGUUAAUGAUGAUAAUUUGAUGAACAGCGCAUCUUGUGUUGAUAAAAAACAUUCCAUGGUUAAAGUUGUUUCGUCAACACGAUCUGGCGUUGGUAAGAGUCUUCAUGUGAAGCGUUUAUCAGAGGCACUUGAUGAACAUCUUUCGCCACUACUAAUGACAUUUCAUCAUGUGACGAUUCGUUUGUUGGAGAAAAAUCUCAGCACAGAUUAUGUUAUUGAAAGAUUAAAUCGUCGGAAUAAAAAUGAAUCUUGCAACAACGAUACAAUGCUCAUACAUCUUGAUCUAACUCCCGCUGUACAACAAGGAAUCGAGACCUUUGCUUUCAACCUAUUUGUUCUGGGAAGUAUUCAAGAUAGUCGUGGUAAAGUUUGGAAACGUCAUUAUAAUCAUCUAUACAUGUUGGAAAUGACUGAUUGUGGACAUCAACGAGGGGCUCGCUACUCCCCAAGACAUAUUUUAAAUUUACUUCCGAGCAUCAAAUGUUUUUCUCCGAGAGAAGUUUUUGAAGAAACUCAGAAAAAUAAAAAUGAGGAAUAUCUUGGUAUGGAUGAGAAGGAAUUUCAUUCUGAUACUUUUCAACGUCCGUACCAGUAUCUAAUGCAUUAUGAUGACGGAAAAGACUUGGAUGCUUUUGUUUAUCAACGUUCAACAGGAACACCAAAGGAAUUAACUGGUGUCCUGCUCAAGCACUGCUGCAUGUAUAAUCCAUCAUGGGCACAGCUGAGACAUUUUGCAAGCUUCCUCAAUGUACAACUUCAAAAUUGUGAAAAUUCCAUUUUCUGUGACAAGUCUAUCGUUGGUCAAGAACUUCAAGGUUUGAAAGCGUUCGCUGUUCGUUUCAUGAUAAGAAUGUCGCAGGAUUUUGCUACUCCCUCUCUCAAUAUCUCCGAUGAAAGUUCUGCGGAUUUCGAUAAAAGCGAUAAAGACGUAGCUGAUGGUUUACAGAUUUACCAAUUCCGACGAAAAUGGGAAGAAUCUACACAUCCGUAUCUUUUUUUCAACGAAGAUGGUGCAACCAUGACGUUUAUUAAUGUUAAUAUCAGCGACGAAGGAGAUUUACUCGACAGAAACGGGGAAAUUGUAGAACCUGCUAUUAUCUCUAAGCAACUUGUCAAUGGCUUAAAAUUACAAAGAGUAUCAUUGGAUCUGAAUUUUGAUACGUUUACUCGUGAGCGGAAACUUAGAGUUUUAUGCCAAGUUAUGGGAAUUGAAGAUCUUUUUGAUCCAGACCCGACAUACGAGUUAACGACAGAUAACGUGUUGAAGAUUUUGGCGAUCUACAUGAGAUUCCGUUGCCGCAUACCUGUCAUUAUCAUGGGAGAAACUGGAUGUGGAAAAACAAGAAUGGUCGAAUUUAUGAGUCGUUUAAAAGCCGGUCCAUUUCACAAUCAAAUCAGGAAUAUGAUCACUUUGAAGAUUCAUGGCGGUAUAUCCGUUGCUGAUAUUUAUAGCAGUGUCCGCAAAGCAAGCCACAUUGCAGAUGACAAUAAAGCAAAUCAUAAAUUAAGUACGAUUCUUUUUUAUGAUGAAGCAAAUACAACAGAAGCUAUUUACGCAAUAAAAGAAGUCAUGUGCGACCUGACAAUAGAUGGAAAUUCGUUUCAGAAAUUACAAUUGCAACUCGUUGCAGCUUGUAAUCCGUAUAAACAACUGUCGAAAGAAGCAAUUCGAAAGCUUGAAGAUUCAGGUCUGGGAUACAGAAUCAGAACCAGCGAAACGACACAUCUGUUUGGUGAUAUACCUAUGAGAACCUUAGUAUAUAGAGUAGUAGCUUUACCACCAAGUAUGCAACCAUUUGUCUGGGACUUUGGACAACUGAGUGAUGAAGCAGAAAGAAUAUAUAUUCAACAAAUGACAAGGAAAUUGGCGGAAAAACUCGAAAUUGAUCGUGAAACUAUAAGAUUGGUGAACGCUGUAUUCUGUGAAGCUCAAAAUUACAUGAGAAGCAGACAAGAUGAGUGCAGAUAUGUGAGCCUAAGAGAUGUUGAACGAUGUGUUAUCACAUACGAAUGGUUUCAUAAACAUCGCGAAGUUCUUUAUCCAUUGAUCGAGACGGAAAUUAAGAAACGCUACGCUCGGAUGACAAGAGAUCCGCCCGAUAUCAACAGCGAUCUGAGAACUUUGCUACAGACCAUCGGUGUCUGCUAUCAUGCAUCUCUUGACGACAGAAUUAAGUUCCGAGAAGCAAUCACAUAUGCUUUCGGUCUUGAAGGAAUGCUUGUUUCCGAGUUGACAAUUCGUGAAGAAAUUUCCGCAGCCCAAGCUGUUUUCUUACGAAAUAUGAAAAUGGAUGACAAUAUCGCGGCUAAUGAAGCUUUACAAGAAAAUGUUUUCAUGAUGACGGUGUGUGCUGACAUGCGUAUUCCGCUUUUCCUGAUUGGUAAACCCGGAAGCUCAAAGUCUCUCGCCAAAACUAUUGUUGGUGAUAACAUGCAAGGUGGAACAUCUCGGUCACCUCUUUACAAAAAAUUAAAACAGGUCCACAUACUGUCUUACCAAUGCAGUGCAUUAACUGAUGCUGCAGGUAUUGAAAGUGUUUUCAAACAAUGCGCCCAACUGCAAGUUCAACAAGAUUUAGAAUCUUACACGGCUGUUGUUGUUCUUGAUGAAAUAGGCUUAGCUGAAGAUUCACCAAACAUGCCGUUAAAGGUUUUGCAUCCUCUUCUUGAAUGUGGAAGUACAGCAAACAAUAGUUUAACUGAAUAUGACAUCACAAAGAAAGUAGGAUUUGUCGGAAUUUCGAAUUGGGCUCUUGACCCAGCAAAAAUGAAUCGAGGAAUUUUUGUGACAAGAAACAAACCUAAUAAAGAUGAUCUGAAAAAAACAGCGAAAGGAAUUUUUGAAAAUCACAAAAGCAAGAUUAAUGAGAAUCUUGAUCUUCUUGAGAGGUUAACGCAUUCAUAUUUAACAAUCUAUGAAGCACAAGAAGUCGAAUAUUUUGGCUUACGUGACUAUUAUAGUUUGAUUAAAAUGAUACAUGCGAUUUGUACUUCGUCAAAAGAUGCUAACUAA